This is a messenger RNA of Cyanidioschyzon merolae strain 10D, 1461 nucleotides long. Its product is annotated as plastid division protein FtsZ2-2. Bases 1 to 1461 code for a protein of 486 amino acids. Gene Ontology annotation, biological process: cell division; organelle fission. NCBI's taxonomy places the organism in Eukaryota, Rhodophyta, Bangiophyceae, Cyanidiales, Cyanidiaceae. Gene Ontology annotation, molecular function: GTP binding; GTPase activity. The transcript has a single exon. The record is from RefSeq and is a predicted model, not a curated record. Gene Ontology annotation, cellular component: cytoplasm; cell division site.
AUGUCUGGUGGUGGAUGCCCCGGAACACUCCACCACAGGAUGCAGUCCUGCAUCGCUUCAAGAGGUCUCGCGCCGGCAGUGCCGGAUCGCAGCCACACCCAAAAAACCCCAUUUGUGACAACUGUCUAUCGUGACAUUCGUGCGCGUGUCAGAACUGCCGGUGAUUUGGCGGCAACGCGCGCCCAUUCGGACCUGUUCUUGGCGUUGUUUGCACGUCUUGCGAAAAACAUGCCGGACUUUGCGUUCGUCACGACUGUUCAUCACAAAUUUAACACUCAUUCGCAUACCGUCUGUCGUAAUAAAAGUAAAUCCAGGUGCAGAAAAGGCCUAGCGAACGUCGAAAGCCUACUUGACGCUCACGGAGACGGCCUUGAGCAACGACCGACGCCGCAGUCUGUAUUGGCGCACAAGGCGCUCCGAGCCGGUCAAGUGGGACUCUCUUCAAGUUCUCGAUCAGACUACCAACAAAAGCCGGUCGACACGGACACACCACCGUGUGUGGUCAAGGUUUUCGGCGUUGGCGGUGGCGGGUGUAACGCGAUCUCUCGUAUGCUGGAAGACGGAGAGUUCCGCGGGGUGCGGUUCGCUAUCGCCAACACAGAUCAUCAGGCAUUGAUAGAGUUCAAGAAAAAAUACAUUUUAUAUACGCAGAACGCUGUUCUAGAAACAGUUGUUCCACUGGGUGAAAGCAUCUGCAGAGGCCUCGGUGCUGGGGGCAACCCCGAGGUCGGCUGCGCAGCAGCCGAAGAGUCCCACGAUCGCAUCGCACAGGCGAUUGGUGUCGGGACAGACCUCCUGUUUAUUACCGCGGGCAUGGGCGGCGGCACCGGCACCGGAGCCGCUCCCGUUGUUGCGCGCAUUGCCAAGAGUCUCGGAGCGCUCACCGUUGGGGUGGUCACCAAGCCGUUCUCAUUCGAGGGCCGCCAUCGAAUGCAGCAGGCCUUGGAUGGCGUUGCUGCGCUUCGUGAAAACGUGGACACACUCAUCGUUGUCAGUAAUGACCGCCUCAUGCAUGUGGUUCCCAAGAAUAUGCCGCUCAAGAGAGCUUUUCGGGUAGCAGACGACGUUUUGAAAAAUGGUGUGCGCGGCAUUUCCGAAUUAAUCACGCGACCUGGUCUCAUUAAUGUGGAUUUCGCUGACGUUCGCUCGGUCAUGGCCGAAAAAGGCUACGCGCUUCUCGGAUUGGGAACAGGAAGCGGCGAGCGCCGAGCUAAGGAGGCAGCACUCGCCGCGGUGUCCUCGCCACUGCUUGAUUUCCCUCUGAACAGCGCAAAAGGCGCAGUGUUCAAUAUUUGCGGUGGACCCGAUAUGACGCUCAGCGAAGUGAACCAGUGUGCGGAGGUCAUAUUCCAGCAUCUGGAUCCUGACGCGAGCAUCAUUUUUGGGGCAACGGUGGAUCCGACGCUUGGGCCGCGCGCUGAUAUCUCCGUUACUGUCGUUGCGACCGGGUUUGCGUCCUAA